CUCGGUGCCGGUCGCUCCGCCCGCGCCGGGAUCCACCUGAAUUGCACGGAGCGGGCGGGAGCGGGAUCUGGGGUGCAGCGGAGCCGCCGGCGUGGGCGCCGCUUGCGCGCAUGUCCACCCGGGGCUGAUAGCCGCGGAGGCCUCCACUGCAGGGAGCAGCGCCGGGGCCGCAGCGGGACCGAGACUCCGGGCUGCAGCCGGAGCGACGCGCCGGCCGCCCGGUGAGGGUGGAGCCCCGCCGCGGCCCCAGGCUUGCGAGCCCCAGCCCCGCCCCUCCACCGCCCUGUCGCCCCUGAUGAGACCAUGGGCACUGACAGUGACUAGGUGGUCCCCGUCUGCGCCGGUGGGUCAGCCACGAUUCCCUGCAGAAGCCGGCCUUGGGAAAGGUAGGCGUUCAGGGGCUUGGUGGCCUCUGAGCCGAGCGACCCCCAGCCCCCUCCAUCCUCCUGGGGCCUCCGCCUGCCCAAGAUGAGCACUUUUGUCCCUCCAGCAGGUGCCGCCUCGGCCAGUCCGUGUCCUAGAGGAGCGCCGAGCUUUGGCUCCUGCCGGCGGGAGCCCGCGAAUGCUGCACCCAGCCUCCCAGCAGAGCCCGUUCAUGGUUGAUCUCCACGAACAGGUGCACCAGGGCCCCGUCCCUCUGUCCUACACGGUCACCACGGUGACCACCCAGGGCUUUCCCUUGCCUGCCAGCCAGCACAUCCCUGGCUGCAGUACCCAGCAGUUGCCAGCAUGCUCCGUGAUGUUCAGUGGGCAGCAGUACCCACUUUGCUGUCUCCCACCCCCGCUGAUCCAGACCUGCACGGUCCAGCAGCUCCCAGUACCCUACCAGGCGUACCCCCAUCUCAUCUCCAGUGACCACUACAUCCUGCACCCCCCACCGCCCGCCCCACACCCACAGCCGGCCCACAUGGCACCCCUGGGGCAGUUCGUGUCGUUGCAGGCUCAGCACCCGCGGAUGCGUCUGGACAGUGAGGUCGACCUGCGGGGCGACCAGCACCCGCUGGGGGGUUUCCCCUACCCCACCUCAGCCCCCGGCCCGGCCCUGUCGCCGUCCAUGCCCCUGCAUUACCUGCCUCACGAUGCACUGCACCCGGAGCUGCCGUUCGGCGUGCCGUACCCCCACAUGGUGCCCCGGAGGCUGAGCACUCAGAGAUACCGCCUGCAGCAGCCGCUGCCCCCACCGCCCCCGCCGCCGCCCCCACCACCUUAUUACCCCAGCUUCCUGCCCUACUUCCUCUCGAUGCUGCCAAUGUCCCCCACAGCCAUGGGGCCCACCAUCAGCCUGGACCUGGAUGUGGACGACGUGGAGAUGGAAAAUUAUGAGGCCCUCUUGAACCUGGCAGAGCGGCUGGGAGAUGCCAAGCCCCGGGGCCUCACCAAAGCAGACAUUGAGCAACUCCCAUCGUACCGCUUCAACCCCGACAGCCACCAGUCGGAGCAGACGCUGUGUGUCGUCUGCUUCAGUGACUUCGAGGCGCGGCAGCUGCUCCGGGUUCUCCCGUGCAACCACGAGUUCCACGCCAAGUGUGUGGACAAGUGGCUGAAGGCCAACCGGACAUGCCCCAUUUGCCGGGCCGACGCCUCCGAGGUGCCCAGGGAGGCCGAGUGAGCCCCCCUCCCCAGGCCCCCCAGCUUCCCGGGAGCACCCGCCCCCAAAGCUCUGGGGUGUGGGGACCCGGGAGGGGGGGGGUCGGCUCAGGC
Sorex fumeus (smoky shrew) is the source of this 1701-nucleotide messenger RNA. RefSeq names its product ring finger protein 44 (gene RNF44). The record is from RefSeq and is a predicted model, not a curated record. Lineage: Eukaryota; Metazoa; Chordata; Mammalia; Eulipotyphla; Soricidae. The transcript is spliced from 10 exons.